Molecule: messenger RNA, 391 nt
Organism: Plectropomus leopardus (leopard coralgrouper)
Lineage: Eukaryota; Metazoa; Chordata; Actinopteri; Perciformes; Serranidae
Source: RefSeq, a predicted model, not a curated record
GAUCCCACGUGUGACGGAGCGCUGCAUUCCCGGCUCGCUGACACCGUAGCUCCGCUCCAUCCGCCGACCUUCCGUCCGUGUGGAUCCGGUUAGUCACUGCCUGCAGCUGGCUCAGAUAUGGACGGAGACGGGAGCCAAAGCACGUCUGGAAGCCCGGCUGAUCCGCAGCACGACCCGGGGAAAAUGUUUAUCGGUGGCCUCAGCUGGCAAACUUCACCAGACAGCCUUAGAGAUUAUUUUAGUAAAUUCGGGGAAAUCCGAGAAUGUAUGGUGAUGAGAGACCCAACGACCAAACGCUCCAGGGGCUUCGGCUUCAUCACUUUCGCAGAUGCUGCCAGCGUAGAUAAAGUCUUAGCACAGCCGCACCACGAGUUAGACUCCAAAAUGGUAC